Messenger RNA from Schistocerca gregaria, 1130 nucleotides. RefSeq names its product methylthioribose-1-phosphate isomerase-like. NCBI's taxonomy places the organism in Eukaryota, Metazoa, Arthropoda, Insecta, Orthoptera, Acrididae. Bases 18 to 1049 code for a protein of 343 amino acids. Gene Ontology annotation, molecular function: S-methyl-5-thioribose-1-phosphate isomerase activity. The record is from RefSeq and is a predicted model, not a curated record. The transcript has 2 exons.
UUCCGGAUUUUGAAGAAAUGUCUCUUCGUGUUCGAAAAGGCAGAAUUGAGAUCCUGGACCAGCGCGCGCUUCCGCUGGAAGAAAAAUGGCUUCCCGUCCAGAAUCUCGACGAGAUGUAUCACUAUAUUAAAGUCUUGGCAGUUCGCGGUGCGCCAAUGAUUGGUUGUGCCGCAGCUUUAUCCCUGGCUCAGUGGAGAUGUCAAAAUCCCUAUGCAGAUUUGGACACUGCCGUUGCCCGUAUGCGAACGGCCCGUCCCACGGCCGUUAACCUCAUGUAUUGUUGCGAUUAUAUCACUCAACAAUGCAAAGCUUCCAACAACUAUAGCGCAGCGCACAUUACUCAGCUAGCCUUUGAUUUGAUCAAGCGGGAGCAACAAAUGUGUCUUUCUAUGGCUCGUCAUGGCGCCUCCUUGGUUCUCGACGGAGAGAACAUCCUCACUCAUUGCAAUACAGGGUCACUGGCAACUAUUGGAAUGGGCACGGCAUUAGGCGUCAUACGCCAAGCCCAUCGAAUGGGGAAAAAAAUUCAUGUUUACGUGGACGAGACUCGGCCAUUACUCCAGGGAGGGCGCCUCACUUCUUAUGAACUCUCCAAAGAGAACAUACCUUACACUGUUAUCUGCGACAAUAUGGCUGCACAUUUGAUGAGUCAGGAGAAGAUCCAGAGAGUAUUCGUAGGAGCCGAUCGAAUCGCAAUGAACGGUGACUUCGCUAACAAAAUUGGUACCUAUUCGCUGGCCAUCGUUUCCAAAUACCAUCAGGUACCUUUUCACACAGUGUCCCCUGUUUCCACAAUCGACUUCGACUGUAAUUCCGGACGUGAUAUUUGCAUAGAAGAACGUGACAUGAACGAAGUGCUGGGAGCCUUUGGAACGAAGUGGACACCCCAUGGAGCCCUCGGCUAUAACCCAGCGUUUGAUGUAACACCCAUAGGGCUUGUAACAAGCAUGGUGCUGGACUCUGGCGUUUUCACGAGAGAAGAAAUUCAAGAAGGAAGGCUAUGGGAUUUGAAAAAACCCGCUCACGUAGAUGAGCGCACCAAAAUUUAAUUUCUUUUUAAAAAAAAAAAGGGUUCAGGCGGCACAGAUUUUUCUGGCAAAAUAAAAAAAAAAAGACAAGAGGGGACUGCC